UACAGAACGAACGCCAGCUUUAUUUUUGUUCUUCUUUAAUUUUAGUCUGAAAAAUUCACGAAAAAAAUCGAGAGAAGAAGCGUGCGGAUGAUUGCAGUAGCAAAAUCUCUUCUCCUGGGAUGUAAAGUUGGGCACGCCGAUGGCGUCUCUCUCUAAUCGAAUCCUCUCGCCGGAUUGCUACGCGCCGCUUCUCUCGCCGCCGGUUCCUCCCUCCCCCUCUAUCAACUUCCGUGCUCACUCGUCCCUCAUCCCCACCCUCCAUAUCGCCGCUGAAUCCUUCUUGGCCCCGGCCUUCGUGUUCAUCUUCGUCGCCCUCUGCAUCCUCCACCGCCGCUGCCGCGGUCGCCGGACUGCCGCCGCACCCGAUGCGGACCCCGAGGUCGCCUUCGAGGACGAUGACGGCGAGGUCGACCACCACGUCUGGUACAUCCGGACCGCGGGUCUCGAUGAUUCCACCAUCGGGGCCAUCGCCACGUGGACCUACAAGGCGGACGAGGGCGUACUCGGCUCGUCCCGCGGCGACUGCGCUGUGUGUCUCUCGGAGUUCCAAGAUGGGGAGCUUCUCCGCCUCCUCCCUAAGUGCCACCACGCCUUCCACAUUGGGUGUAUUGAUACUUGGCUCCGGUCCCAUAUCAAUUGCCCUCUCUGCCGUGUGCCCGUAGUAACCCUAGUCUCAGCGGCCGGUGGUAGCGUUCGUGGAGCAAGUACUUCAUCUUUUUCCUCUGUUUCAUCCUCCCUUAGUUCGGCCGCGGAUCAAGCCGGAUCCAGUUCAGUCCCCUCUGGCCUAAUGGAUCACAAUCAGAUAGAUGGGCGGACAUCGGAGACUUGUCGCUACACCUUAGAAGUGGUACCGGCGGCUGAAAGAUUGGAACUUGGAGCUGCUCCUGAAAACAGAAACAUGAUCAACCAAUUUCCAGAUUCUGAGAUAGGAAUGCCUGGUGAUGUCGAGGGACAAGAGUUUCAACCCAUACGGCGUUCAUUUUCUAUGAGUUCCUUCCCUCAUCCUACUGCGCUGAACAGAUUAGUGUUGGAAGAGAACAUGAAGGAAGCCGGCCUGGGGGUGGAAUUGGCUACUAAAACCUGGAGAAAGCAAGGCAACACUUCAAAUGGCAUCACCUCAUUGCAGAAAGAAACUGGAAGAUUUUUGUCAAGUACUAGUGAAAGGUUCUUCUCAUCAAAACAUGGGUGAGCCCGGAGUUCAGUUCUCCCACUACGAUAGUCCUAAGAUUCGAAUAGCUUGUCACGCCAAGUAUGCAAUUUUGGAUACAACAGUGGUUCUCAGCAGGUUGAGAGAGAUGCACUUAGGUAUAAUGCUACCAAGGUGAAGAGUGGAAACAUAGAACAAGAAUCUUAUCAUCUGCGCAGAAGAAAAUAUGGAAGGCGAGCUGUGAUAAGUUGAGCUUUGCCUGUUUUUCGAGUGUUCAUAUUUGUAAAUAUAUGAAUAUAUUUGAAGUUCGUUAAAGAUUUGCAAUUGCCUAUAUUGCAAAGUAAUAGGGCAACUUUAUUUGUGUUGUUUUUGCUGCUUGUAUUCUAAAUCUGGAUCUUGGUUAUCCAUGCUCAUGUAAGAGAAGCAAGAUGCUAAUCAUCA
This is a messenger RNA of Zingiber officinale, 1588 nucleotides long. RefSeq names its product RING-H2 finger protein ATL52-like. The record is from RefSeq and is a predicted model, not a curated record. Gene Ontology annotation, biological process: protein ubiquitination. Bases 140 to 1189 code for a protein of 349 amino acids. Gene Ontology annotation, molecular function: transferase activity. Lineage: Eukaryota; Viridiplantae; Streptophyta; Magnoliopsida; Zingiberales; Zingiberaceae. The transcript has a single exon.